Molecule: messenger RNA, 1098 nt
Organism: Knipowitschia caucasica
Lineage: Eukaryota; Metazoa; Chordata; Actinopteri; Gobiiformes; Gobiidae
Source: the annotation of a GenBank genome assembly
AUGAGCGGGCUGCACCUCCUCAGCUCGUACCUAGCGGAGGUGGUGAAGGAGGUGCUCCGCGUGGUGCAGGAGGCGGUGGAGGAGUACCGUGAGGAGGCCUCACGCACCCGGACAGAGAACCAGAGACUCCAGGCUCAGCUGCGGGCGCUGCUCCUGCUCAAGCCCGGCCCUCAUGGGCCCAGCACCGGCUACGAUCUGCACGGUGCAUUUGGAGAAUGUGUGACUCCACCCCCUCGGACCUCUGUAACUCCACCCCCUCGGACAUGUGUGACUCCACCCCCUCGGACAUGUGUGACUCCACCCCCUCGGACAUGUGUGACUCCACCCCCUCGGAUACGUGUGACUCCACCCCCUCAGACACAUGUGACCCCACCCCCUCGGACACAUGUGACCCCACCCCCUCGAACACAUGUGCCUCCGCCCACACAGACAUAUGUGACUCCACCCCCUCGGAUACAUGUGACUCCACCCACACAGACAUAUGUGACUCCACCUCCUCGGACACAUGUGACUCCACCCACUCCUCUGGUGAGUGAGAGAGUCCCAGAUCUGACCAGAGCAUCAGGGGAAGGGCCCACAGCCUUCAUCUGUCGUGGUGUGAAGGUGAAGGAGGAGCAGGAGGAUCAAGAGGAGGACGAGGAGGAGACGCAGAGGAGCAGUGAAGGCCCAGACUCAGACCUGGGUCUAGACCUGGACCUGGACUUGGAUUCUGGGACGUGUGUGAAAAAAGAGCCAGAGAACCCUGCUGUGACGUGGGACGUGGCCAUAGCGCCCCCUCUGGAACAGUGUCCUCACUGCAGAGCCUCCUUCCCCUCCCUCUCGUCGCUGAUGCGGCACCUGCAGCAGAAGAAGGCUCACAGCUGCAGCGCCUGCUGUAAAUCCUUUUCUCAGUCUGCAGACCUGCGGCGCCACCUGCGCACACACACAGGAGAGAGACCGCACACAUGCAGCAUCUGCAGCCGCAGCUUCAGCCAGAGAGGCAACCUGCGCCGCCACCUGCGCAUCCACACAGGAGAGAGACCCUACGGCUGCAGCGUCUGUGGGAGGAGGUUCUCUGACGGAGACACACUGAAGAAACAUCUACGGACGCACAACUGA